GAGAGGAAGUGAAGCAAGGAAGAGAACAAACGCAGCAGGGGAGAGAUUCCGGAGAGAAGUGAUUAAGGAAAGAAGACAAGGUGAAAAGCAGUUGGUGUGUGGGGCUACCAUGAUGGAGCACAGACAAUCAAAGAAGAAGGAGAGUGGAGCACAAGGACGGAAAAGACGAAAGUUGGCAGCUGAGGAGGUGAAGAAAUCAAGCCAAGUCCUCUUGACCUUCCUUAAGAAGCCCCAACCAGCUACCUCAAUGCAGUCUGAGGAGUCGCCGGGUCCUUCCACAAGGUUCCCUGUCGCAGAGGUCGGAUCUAGUGCAGUGUUCUCAGGAGCAGAGGAGGACGUGAAGAUGGCUGCAUCAGAGGGGGUUGAGAUGGAGGAGGAUGACGAGAUUUCACCUGGGGAGGCAGAACCUGUCGACAAACCCGAACCCGGUGAGCCGGAGGGUGUCGAGGAGCGUUCGCCUGCCGUGCCAGAAGUAAUCCUACAGCAUGACGUGGGGCUUCUGCCGUUUGAUAAGGAAACCGGGAGACCAUGUAUCCCUGAUGCACUGAGAACACAAAUGGUACAGAUGGGAUUCAGGUAUUUCCAAAAUAGCGAGGGGCCUUUCAAACCCACGCCACCCAAAAACCAUUGCAUGCCCCGAAAGUGGUUCAAGGUGAGAUCGGGAAACGGCCAGGGCAAGGAGGUGACCCGCUCGUGGAUCAUGUAUUCACCCUCCAAAGGGACCGCGUUCUGUUUCUGCUGCCUUCUGUUCUCAAGGUCAGAAUUUCAGUCCGUGUUGGAGAGGGAGUCUGGUUUUGACCAAUGGAAAAAAUAUCGCAGGAUUGCUGUUCAUGAAAGCAGGCGCAAUCAUCGGGAGUGCUUUGUCCGGUGGAAAGUAAUGGAGAACGAUUUGGCCAAGAGCACAAGAAUGAUUCACACUGACCUACAGACUUGGACUGAGGAGCGGCAGAAGCGGCGUGACAUUCUGAGAAGAGUCGUAGAAUGUGUAAAAACCCUUGCGUUCCAGAGCUUGCCUUAUGGAGGCAACAGGGAGUCAUUUCAACUGGAUUAUGAAUCCAGUGUAAGACAUUUCCUGGAGUUAGUUAAGAUGCUGGCGAGCAGUGACUUUGUUAUGAAACAGUACCUUGAUCAUGUCCAAAGUCAGCCAGACUCAGUAUCGUACUUUUCGCCGGAUUUCCAAAACGAAUUCAUCCGCCUCAUGGCUUCUGCGGUUCGUAAGAAUAUACUGAGAAGGAUCCGUUCUGCCAAAUACUACAGCAUCAUGUUUGACUCUGCUCCCGAUCCGGCACACGGUGACCGGAUGUCAGAAGUCGUGAGGUACGUGAAAAUGGACGCUAGGAGCAGAAAAGCCCACGUCAGAGAGUCCUUUCUUGGUUUCAUCUGGACCCGCGAGAAAGAUGCAGAGAGCUUGGCCGGGGAAAUCUUGAGACGGCUGGAGGAGGACCGGUUGGAUCUGAAGGAUUGCCGGUCACAGUGCUACGGCAACGCUGCCAUGAUGACCGGACUCAGAAGUGACGUACAACAAAGAAUAACGGGGAAAAACCAACGGGCGUUGUUUGUGCAUUGUGACAAUCACUCACUCAACUUGGUGGGCGUUCAGGCAUCCUCUCAAGAACCAAAGAUGGGCACAUUUUUUGCAACCUUAGAUGCUCUGAACACUUUUUUUGCACAUUCACAUGAGCAUUGGGCAAGACUCAAAGAGGUUGUGCCUUUGCGUCUCAGGUCGCAGUCCAAAACCAGGUGGAGUGCAGAGGCAAAAGCUGUGAAAUCCGUCCACGUCUAUCUUGAGGAUAUAAUCGAACUUCUCCAGGAGAUAGAAGACGAUCGAGAAGAGACCAGCGCGUCAAUGCGUGAAGCGAAAGUAUUGAUCAGUUGCCUGUUGAGUUACGACUUUCUGACUUAUAUCGGAUUUUGGGACAAGGUACUUGGUCGCAUUGACCUUGUCCAGAGGAGGCUACAGAACCCCGGCACGGACUUUCACGACGCUGCCCAACAUCUUCGAUCUCUCCGGGAUUAUUUUGAGGCUAAAAGAGACAGUUUGGUCAGCGAGUCAAUCGGUGAAGGGCUUGAUCUGUGCCAGAAAUUUAACGUUGAAUUUGAACGUCGUCAGAGAUACAGGAAAGCAACGCCUGGCGAGGGAGCAAGAGACGCCGGGUUGACAGCAACGGAGGAAACGGAAGGAAGCAUGAAGGCGGCGCUUGGUCAUCUUCACAGAGAGAUGAACGAAAGGUUUGCUUGUUUGGACACCAUUGAUACCAACUUUGGGUUCCUCCUUGACACCGAGAAACUGUGUCACGGCGCUGACGUGCAAGACCUAGAGGAGAAGUGUGCGAAUUUCGGCAAUUUCUACUGCAGUGAUGUGGAUGGACAAAUGCUCUACCUAGAUAUUUUGGACAUCAGAAUGAUAUUGUCGGGGCCGAAUGAGCCGCGGGUAUCUAGCCCCGAACAGCUUCUUCAGUUCAUUGCUCAGUUUGGAGAUGCGUCCGCCUACUUCUGCCUCACGGUUGCGAUCCAGAUACUGCUAACCACUGCAGUUUCCAUCGCCAGCUGUGAGCAGUCGCUCAGUAAGUUGAAACUGAUACGUUCCUAUCUGGGAAGCUCGAUGGGUCACCAAAGACUCUGUGAUCUUGCUCUGCUGAGUGUGGAAAGAGAAGAGACAGAGGAGACGAACUUUGAUGAUGUCAUCGACAGAUUUGCUAGCCAGGUGCCCCUGAUGUAGCAAGGUAAGGUUGGAUGGAAAGGCAGAUCCUGCGGUCUCGGUUUGCUGAUUGUGGAGAGAGGACCUACAAAGAUUGAUCCUAGAGAUUAGUAUCUGUAUUGAAUAGUAAAUACAGAGACGUUGUGAGAGAAUCCUUAAUAUGCCAACUCUUGGUGUUUUUAUUGAAAUGUUUGUUAAUUUAAGAAUAGUUCCCAUAACCCAAAGAUAAUACAGGUUUGUGACUUGAACAAAUCCGUACUGCGGAAGACUACUUCCAACUUAUUUUACAGAAAUCUUCGUAUUUUUUUCUGAGUACUAUUCUGAGUGUUUUGUAAAGACUGUAAUAAAACGUUUUGAAAGCA
Sphaerodactylus townsendi is the source of this 3060-nucleotide messenger RNA. Its product is annotated as zinc finger MYM-type protein 1-like. The coding region runs from base 110 to 2719 and encodes 869 amino acids. NCBI's taxonomy places the organism in Eukaryota, Metazoa, Chordata, Lepidosauria, Squamata, Sphaerodactylidae. The transcript is spliced from 3 exons. The record is from RefSeq and is a predicted model, not a curated record.